Molecule: messenger RNA, 681 nt
Organism: Prunus armeniaca (apricot)
Lineage: Eukaryota; Viridiplantae; Streptophyta; Magnoliopsida; Rosales; Rosaceae
Source: the annotation of a GenBank genome assembly
AUGGCCCUCAAAGUCGACCCAGCACGUCAACGACCGGUCGCACAGCACGACUCGACCGGUCGCCUCUCAUCCAAAAAUUUUUCUCCUUCUGCUGGGUCGCGUCCUGCUGGCUCUACCCCUAACUCUCUUGACGGUCCUCCUAAAUGUCGUCAUUGUAAUGGGAAUCACUACUCUGAGAAGUGCUUUAAGGAGCAUGGUUAUCUCGAUUGGUUUGCUGACUACAAAGCUCGUAUGUACUAUCCCAAAGCCGCUUGCAUUAUGACUCAAGAUGAGACCCGUCAUUCGGUCCUGUCUGCAAAUCUGUGUGCUUCCGAUACCAUGCCAAGUAUGGGUUCUAAUACUUGGAUAAUUGACACUAGUGCUUCUGAUCAUAUGACUUAUAAUGACAAUAUGUUUGAUGAGUUGUCUCGUAACCCUCGUGACCUCUAUAUUACUAGUGCUAAUGGUUUACCUUCCCCAGUUACCAGUGAAGGUACCAUCCACCUCACUCCUUCUUUACCUCUGUCCCAUGCCCUUUUGGAUCUCAAGACUCAUGCAAAGAUUGGGCAUGGUAAACGGAUAGGGGGGUUGUAUUACUUACAGUUACCGACUGCAGCAGUUCGUGUGUGUGUGUCGCUAAUAAAGUCCAGGGUGGCAGUGUCAAAGACAAGCAACAACUUUGGCAGUGGCAUCGUCGCUUAG